This is a messenger RNA of Gallus gallus (chicken), 14840 nucleotides long. It is a transcript of the gene PLS3, whose product is annotated as plastin 3. Bases 11692 to 13605 code for a protein of 637 amino acids. NCBI's taxonomy places the organism in Eukaryota, Metazoa, Chordata, Aves, Galliformes, Phasianidae. Gene Ontology annotation, biological process: actin filament network formation; actin filament bundle assembly. Gene Ontology annotation, molecular function: calcium ion binding; actin filament binding. The transcript is spliced from 17 exons. The record is from RefSeq and is a predicted model, not a curated record. Gene Ontology annotation, cellular component: cytoplasm; actin filament; actin filament bundle.
ACAGAUGCUCCUGGGAGUCCCUGCUGCAUAGCUGUGAAGAGAGGCUGUUGCUGUGACUUUCAGAAGAUAAAGUGUAGUGUCUCUGCUGGAAGGCUGAUUUCGGAUGUUUUGGAGUAAGCUGGUUUGUUUGUUUGUUUCUUUUAAAGCUGAAAGUGGCUUGCUGUGAUGGGAAGCGGGAGAGCAGGUAGCAGGUGCUGUCCUUCGUGGGUGGAACAAGGUGGGAAGAGGGGAUGCUGAUUGUGAACAUUACCUGGUGUUAAGAGAUAACUAGGGACCCCUCAUACUGCUUCACUAAUGAAAUCUCAGGUUGAACUUCACAGCUUUGUGUAGAUGUUUACUUUUUUUUCCUUGGAGACCAGCGACUGAGAUGCCAGUGGUGCUUGGGGUACAUCGGUGCUGGUCCUCAGCUUUGUUCUGCUUCUCAUUAGUCUGACAGCUCACAGAUGGUCAUUAUUUCACUGAAUAUUCACUUCUCCAGCAGAGCUGGAUUAUGAGUGCAAUUAAAGAGGAUAGCUAAACGGGGAAAAUAAUGGAGAUGCACUUAGCCCAGUGUACUUUCUUUUCUCUUCUGCCCUUUUUUUGCAUUCUGCCAAGGGAAGUAAUUGCAGACUUCUGUAAUGAUGUUAAUAAUCCAGCUCUGGUCAGGCAGAGAAGGAACUCUGGAGAUGCUGUUGUCAGUGUUCUGCAGUUUGUGGAUGGAUGUUAAAGGAGCAUCUGAAAGCAGUAAGAGAAGCUGUAUGUACCCUGUUUUAGACAAACUGUGCUGUAAUGAAGGUGGAGGUAACGUGGUAGAAAGAAAUGAUUGUGUCAGGUUGGGUUGAAUGCUUUUGUCUUAAGGAGUUGUUGGGGUGUUGUUUGUAAUAAGCAGAACCUAGAGGUCCAUUUAUGUAGGAAGACUGUGUGAUCUGACUCUUGUAGGUACUGAGAGCAUAUGAACCAUCUCUGCCCAUGGCGGGUUGCCUGCUGGCCAUUACCACAAAUAUGCAAAACUUCUCUUAAUUUCCAAUCAUUGGGUCACUUUGGCGACUCUUUGUCCUUUUCUUGCAAUCCCAGCAUCAGAAAAGAACAAGGAGCCCCAACAGAUGUUUGUUGCAGUGGUGUCAGAGAGGAAAGCUCCUUGCUUGGGAUCCUGGUCUUAUGUCUAUGGCUGAUGGCUGCUUCCCUGCCUCAUCCUCCCAAGGGUCUCACUGUUGUGCAAGGAGCCAUAGUUUGAAUCUUCCUCCUGUACAAAACAUCUUGGGGCUGCACUCUUCUGUUUUCAGCCCAUGAUAUAAACGAUACCUUGUAAGCUGUGUCUGGAAAUAGAAAAUAAAGCAAUUCUGAUUCAUGGUCUUUUGAGCCUUGUUCUUUAGACCAAAAUACACAGGAUAAAUCUGGCCCUUCCCUCUAUUCACUUCUCAUAGCCGCCUUUGUUUUUUAAUUUAUAUAUCUUUUUAUUCUGAAUUUCUCCUAUCCCCAAAAUAGAACAGACAUCAGCCUGCAAGCAAAGGUUGCCAGGCAUUGGUCUCGUGGAUUGUAGUGGCUUUUUGGCCUGGUUGGACACUGAGCCCCACCCUCCAUGGGCUUGGAUUGAAAAUAGCUUUCAGCCUGCUGAAAAGAAAGGCUGUGCACAACACGUUCAUGUCUUGGCUCCUGGGAUGCUGGCAGCCCUGGGAAGCCAUUCAGCUGCAAAAUGCCUUAGAAAAUCUGCUGCUAAUGCGCCGGAAGGUGUAGGGGUGACCCCUAUCAGCCAGAAGUGACCCCUACCCAUGCAGUUAUUGCAGAGAUGGAGUACAGUUUUUAGCCGUGCUUCUUGGCAGGAACUGAGAGUUGGGAAGUGUAGGCUGGCAACCAUGGGCUCUGCAGUCCAGUAGCCUGGAGGAAACCCCUGGUUCACCGUUAUUAGUGGAGAGGGUUAGUUGGAUGGGAUGACCCUUAGGAGGACCCCUGGUCUCUAAGAGGAGGUCUGGGGCUGGAAAGGGAUCCUGGCUGGGGAGGUGCUGUGCUACCUGGUUCUGUGAGCUUGGCAGAGAGCCUGGUGAGAAAUUGUAUCUGUGCUGUGCAUUCUUUGGGAGGUAGCAGCCCUCGCCCCAAAGCAGAGCCUUGUAUCAUCCUGCAUUCUUGGUGAGCAGCGUUUUGAUGCCCAGCAAGAACUGCAGCUAUGUUUUAGGGGGUGCUUUUGGCACUGGGCUGCCAACUGAGGUAAGUCUCAGCCCAGGAGAGCUGUAAGGCUUGGAGACUGCUCCUGUCCUGCUGUUUCCCACACAGUCCUGUCUGUCCGAACCUGAGCUGCACAGUCUUCUGUCCUCUUAUAAAAUUAAACAACUGAAAAAAACCCAACACUAAGGGCAGGAGAUCGAUCAGUGUCUGGGAUGGUGAUCUCAUUCUGCCCUAUGCCUAUUAGAAAAGUGAAGUUCUAAAGCCAAGACUGCUCAGGCAAGUCGGAGUGGUUGGCUCUGGGAUUGCUUUCCUUGCUUUGGGCAUCAGUUCACUGCAUAGUUAAACCUCAGCUGUUUACUUCUUGCCUUGUUUUAUGUUGUUUUCCAUUGUCCUUGGCCGUGCUUACGAGGCAGUGAGUUGCUUCAGCAGUGCCAGCCAGUGCUCUGCAGGGACGGAGGCACCAUGUGGGACUCGGGGCAGCCUCCAUCCUAUAUGGAUGUUCUGGGGGAACAAAAGGAGCAGGGGAGCGUGAGGGAGGAACAGAGAUGGGAGGAGAGCAGGGAGCCCCUGCCUGGUGCCUGUUUCACAGCUAUUUCUGACUAGCAUGUUUCACAGGCCUGGAAUGGUUUACAUGACCUUGAUGAUCAAACGUCUCUCUGAAGUGCCUUUUUCUCUUCCAUUUCUGUGGGCUCCGCCUUGGCCUGUUCUGUUUCUGGUUCUUCUAAUCUAGGCUAGACUGCAGAAAAAAACUUCAAGAUGAGGAAAUAUUGUCUCGUUUAUAAAACCUUUGUAAACAGUUGUGAAGCUGACUGUGGAAGGGCACCAGGAGGACUUUUUUCCUCCUAAAGUCUAGAGACAGAGCCUUCAGCCUUCGCCUAAUUCAGCCGGGUGUUUUUACUUAAGCUGAGAGUCAGGAGUCUAUUAGUUCACCUCUCUAUUUCUUAAAGUGGAAAAGCUGACUCCUACAGUUAUUUCUUUACUACAGACGUUUUUGUGCUAAAGGGAACUGAUUCCCCCUUUUUUUUUUUUCGUUGAAAAGAAUGCUAGCAAGGCUGCUUUUAAACAUUAUAUAAAUGCAGGAACUUUUAUGAGGCAAUGUGAUUUGUUGCCUGCUGCAGAAGCAAGUCGGGAGAAGGAAAACCUGCAGAACGCCAAUUCGGGAGCAAUUGCAAAAUAAGCAGAAGGAAGCAAAAACCAUAAGGAAGAAAACAUAACGAUGUGGGGUGCCUCAGACAGGCAGUGUGACUGCUGUAGCUAUUUUUUUCCAGUGCCAGGUGCUGGGGAGGCUGUGGUUCGGGGGGAUGCUGUGCUUUGCAGGUGUGCAAUGGUGUGCUUGGCUCUGGGUGCUGGAGUUCAUCCUCCCCUUACUCUGAGGUCCGGCUGUGUGGCUCCUGCCAGCUUUUCUGGGCACAACUUCUUCUCUUGCCUUGACUCCAAGUGAUGGGGAGACUGUCCUGCUAGGGGAACAUAACAACUUGCAGGGCAGUGGGGGUGUCCUUUGAAUCCCUACUGGAAUUACAGCGUCUCAUUGAGGCGGCAGGAAACAAAGCUUAAGGAAGAUCCCCUUUGUUCUCCCUUCUUUAAAGAUCAACAUAUGAAAAGUGUUUUGAUCCUAGAAGGGGAAUAGGAAGGCACGUGAUUCUGCUCUCAAAUUUUGACAUGUGGGACUGAUUUAUUUAUUUAUUUAUUUUGCCAGUGUGUUUGGGAUUGAUUUAGGGCUUGCCACAGCUGAGUGCACAAAAGCUAUUUAAAAUGGAAGUUGAAGACUAUGGAUAACAAACUCGCACCUACCUGGGUUAGGUGGAAGGUGAUGUGCACUGGGGUGCCUGGGAAAUAAUUGUGCUGUCACCUAUGUGCCACCCGUGUAUUCUUAUGUGCUUGUCUUGUUGGAGUUGGGGAAUUGUAGCUAAAAUCCUCCUUUUCUAUAUGCCCUUUUGACUUUAAGAUACCUUUGUAGCUUGGCACUGAGGAGCUGACAAGUUGAGGUGUGUUCCUGCUGGUGUGUGCUGGGAGCCCCAUGUUAUACUGGCUUGUCAGUGGCAGGAAAAGGGGCUGGGAGUGAUGCUGUUUGUGUUGGUGCAGUGGUCGGACAAGUCCCAAUUGCUUCCCUCCUUGUGGGGUAGGUGAAGCUGCUGGGUGAGCACCAAAGUUUUCAGUGUCUCCAGAACAGCUCUGCCGAAGUGGAGACUUCAACUCAAGCAACCCAUCCCUGUGAUUGGCAGCUGGAAGCAGCAUUUCAGCUGGGUGGGUGGCUCAGCAACACCUGAAAGGUCAUAAAUCCCAGGUCCUUGUUUACGCUGCCGUUCCAAUCUUGCGUUCCUUCUGAUAAUCAGCUGGGAAGGGUCUGCAGAGCAUUGUUUGGGUUUGGAGCAGGGCUGUGGUUUUGAGAUUCCAGGAUGCUGAGUCUUGUCCCAGGGAUUGGCUUGGAUGCUCUCCUGCCUUGGAGCCUCUGUGGCAGGACCCUAAUGAGCAGGCUGAUGCUGGAGUCUUCUAACAGUCUGUUGCUGUUUUGAGUUAAAACAGCAUUUGCCUUCUGCUAGGGCUGCUGGGCAGCUGCAGAGCUGCAGUGGAAUAUACAUAUAUAUACCACUAUAAAUCCUGUAGUUAAAUAUUUCCUUGACCCAACAUAGAACAAGGUGCUCGUCUCCAGCUGGUCACAGAAACAAAGGAAGUGAGUUGAAAAGCAGUAUUACAAUUAAGCUUUUUCUUCCUGAAUUCUGCACAAAACAUUUUGCCUCCAAAAAUAGACUGAGAGGACUUUAUUUUGGGAAAUACAUAAGGUGUAUGUAGAGUUAUCCCAUUAUGACUGGUGUUGCAGACAGGCAGGGAGAAGGUUGGUCUUGCUUUUAAGAGUGCUUUCUGUGGAUGUAACACUUCUGAAUGCACGUCUAACUGUAUUUCCAUUUGUUCUCCAUCGACCUCCUUCAAGUUCCUUAGUGUGCUUGGAAAUAAUGAGCAGAUUUGGUCUUUGUUAAGGUAAAAUCUACCUCUCCUCAGAGGAGAGAGGGGAAACUGGGCCUUCGAAGGGCUGAAAAUGUUUUGAGUGAGUGUCCUGGAUGUCUGACCUCAACUUUAGUCUGUUCCUUUCUGCUCUGUUUGGCCAAGGUUAGGCCUAAGCUCUCCGUGGGGACACAGAUAGGACAUUCCGGAGCAAUCUCGCCUCUGCCCCGCUGCUGCCCACCCCCUUUGUAAUGUUCUCGUCGAGCUGAUUUCCAGCUGGGCUCUUGCCACUGUUUAAUACAAACCAAAUGCUUUAGCAAAGGCAGUGUAGCCAGACUACUUAUUGAAAACUUGAGAAAUGUACAUUGCUUCUGCUUGGCUAAGAAGCUCUUGGGAGUUACCAUUGCUCUCCUGGACGGGUGGUUACUGCAGCCCCCAGUUACAGCCAUUGCUGAUAGCACAGCCUUGCAUGCCUCCUUCCCUGUGCCUUCUCCAAGGGGUGUAUGACCUUUUGUUGGGUUAUUGUUUUAGUCGAUCUCUUUAUUCACUGAUUUCUGAAGGUCUAUAUAAGAAGUUCUUGGAAAGCCAUUAAAUGCAGUGAGGUUCAACACUUCAGCCCUGUGCUAAUGGCCUUGAAACCCUCUCUUAUGCAAGCAUCUUUAUGACUGGCACCAGUCAAUAAUUCACUUUAGUUGUUAAGAUUUUGUCCAUUGAACACCUGGUAGCGUAGUACACUUCUAGUGCAUUGCUGUUUCAUGUGUUAUGUUCCCAGAUAAUACUCUGGGUCAGCAUUUGGAUCUCUUUGGUCUAAUCUGUGUUGUACCUCGUGAUAUUGUUGCUUGCUGCUACAGCUUCUCUUGCUGCCUGAGCUGCAGUUGCAUUGAGCCUUCUAUGAAAUGGUCUGCCUUGCUUCGACUUGGCUUCAUGUAGGAUCUGUAAAUGUAUAUAUUUAUUUUUUUAUUAAACUUGGAAAUGUGAGUGUGUUUUUUUUUUCCCCACAGCAAUUCAUAAGUUAUUAUACUCAGUAGCAGCAAUGGACUCUUAGAGCAAUUGCACUCUUAGAGUGCAAGAAAUCAGCAGUCAAAGCAAAGAAUGGCUUCACAGCAGAGAUCAGCCUGCUGCUAGUAGCUUUCUUUAUGGUCUGGAAAAUAUGAGGAAGCUUAUUAAUUAACAGCAUAAUGAGCUAUAUGGUGAAGAUAGCAGUCUAGGGACCUGAAGGCUAUGGGUGACAAAUUGCACUUAACAUAUGAGUCAGUGGCAGUCCAAUCUAGUGCUCUCAUCUUUUCACACAUCAGAAUAAAAGUGCAGUGGAUGUAGGGCUGCUGGAAUUGGCCUCUCCAGUAAAUCCAUCCUACAGGAGAUUUUCUGUUGGGGCCUUUGGAAGCAACAGUUCUGGGGGAGAAGCCAACAAAUCCAGCCCCAAAGCUGAAUACCAGGAAAAGCUUCAAAGUCCCUUGAGAUAAGACCGUAGACUAGUCCAACGCAGCUCAGUUUGUAGGCCAACUUGCACAACUCCAAGAGUCAUGUGCCAAAACCUUCAUGUCUUAUGGCUCUUGGCUACCUCCAGCAUCUGGCAGGAUGCCUGGGUGAGAUACCAGCAAAUCCUUAAAGGUUCUGAAGGGCUGGGCCAGGCACGUGACUGCUCUAACUGCACGGUCUUUGCCUUGACUCGCCAGUGGUAAAACCUUCCUUACAGUGGUAGUCGCCUACCUGUGGGUUGUGUGGGGCUGAAGAGCCACCCAGUGGCUGUCUCCCACAGCCUCAUAAACAACCAAGAUCAUUCUGCAGCAAACUGGUAUGGACAGUGGUCAGCAACUGGUCAAAUGCCUACUGGACUGAGAAUGCUGUGAUGACUGCGGUGGAGUAAUCUCAUCUUGCAUAUGGGUGGAAGAUAUGAAGUGGUUCUUGACCUCUUGUGCAUAACUACCAGUCUUGCUACAGUCCACAGAUUUAUUUUGAGAGCCACAUCCUUUUUGCUGUUGUAAUCUUGUUUUGAAGAUUAUACCUAUUUAAUCUAAUAGGCUGCUUCUGUAGGCAAGUCACUGGUUGUACUUGACACUGGAGAUGGCUCUUGUUUGCUGUAGGCUUUCAAAUCAAAGUGAGGUAGGGUCGGUGGCUUUUGUACCAGUGUUUUAGUAUUUGCUAGGUGGGUCUUCUCCUUGGAAAACUCCAGCUGAGGUUGCUGGAAUGUUUGUGGAGAUGUUGCCGCCACUCAGACUGCACAGCACUCAUUGGUGGUGAGAAGUGACAGGGCUUAAGGCAGACAGGCAGGAAGAUACAAAUCUGUGCUGUGCUUUGUACUGUGGUUCAAUACAAGAUGUAGGUUUUGAUGAACAUUUUGCAAAUUAGCAUGAAGUUUAUUCCAGGAGCAUACAGUCCGUGUAGGCCUUCCAUAUGUCUCAAUUGUAAAUGUGACUCAAUUGGGCACUGCCAGAUAAUGGGACAGAACAACUAUGUGAGCAGUAACUUGUGUUCUAUAGUGGUAUGAUUCCAGUGUAAAGCACUAUAUCCUUGGACAGUGACUUAAUGUGAAUAGUCUUCUAGACUUAGGCAAGUAGAGGAAUGCCUAAGCCAAAUACAGGCUAAUGGACAGUCCUGGCAUUUCAAGUGAGAGAUGCAGAAGUGUGUUUGUGCCAACUCACGAACCCACUGCUUCUUGCUUUCUUCCCCUGCUUGGGUGUAGUUCUACCCUGUGUCCAGAUCCCCUGCUCUCUGCUUGCUUCAGUCCUCAUCUGCCUUCACCUCGUGCCAUUGCAGUCACCCAGAGAAAAGCAUUUGCCUUGGAAGUGACUUAAUGUAAGAUGUGUUUUGCAUUGGGUUAGGUGAAGGUGCAAAACUGGCUUCAAAAUAUUCUCUGCUCCAGGUUCCUUUCAGCUGCCUCUGCUUUGGCUGGAAGAAGGCACUGCAGGAAGGAUGGGAAGUGCCCCAUACUGCUGGUACCCAGCUCAGCCCUGUGCUGUUUGCUUCUGCCCGUGAAAUGCAGCAGAUCCAAUGAAAGCUUUCUGCAGUGACAGUGCAGGAAGGGUUCCCAGCCCGUCUGUAGGUUCUCGCUUUACAAACAAAACAAAGCCCUGUACUCCCCUUUGCCCAUGAUCUCAAGAGAAUAGCUUGUUCUUUAUUGUUAUAUUAUUUUCUCCCCUACAUGUACCCCCUCUCCACACCCACCUCUGUCUUUAGAAUUUAAUAAAGUGGGUGACUCAGGACUAAAUAUAAAGCCUGCUUCCGGCAUCAUCUGCCUGUGGCUCAUUUCCUGGAGCUGACAUCAGUGGAGCCUCUGAUUUCCUUAUGAAAUAGCAAGACAUGAGAGAUCCUUUGCACGGUGUUCUGGGCAUACUUUCUGACUUCUGUGGUGACUGCAUGGCUCCCUGCUUUAAGCUGGGAAUAACUACUCAGUUAAUUGCUGCGCUGAGCUUUGCCGGAGCGCAGGAUGGGUUGGGCAAGUCCUGGAGUCUGUUUUACACUGCAGAUUCAGACUCUGGUUUGCAGGCACUUUAAAAAUAAAGACAAACUUUCAGACUCUACCACAUAUGCAGGUUUUUAUUAAAUAAGCAUGAGCCUGACUAAUGUCUUGCUUUCUUCCCGAUGACAGGCUUGUUGAAAGAGUGGCUCAGAAAGCUUUUAAGGGGGCAAAUCCUGCAAAGGCAUUUCUUUUUUCUUCUUUAAAGGGACUGAUAAAUUGAGGAGCUAAGGUCAAAUGCUUGUUCCUUUGUUGUGAAAGCCUUCCAUAGAUGUUUACAUUGAUGGAAUGUACUUUGCAGUUGAUCAGCCUUGGAAGGUGAAGGCAAGAAGUGCAUAAAACCUCGAAGUAUGUUAAAAAGCACAUGGGAGAGUGCUUGUAUCCAUCUGUACAUGACUUCAUUAAACUCCUUAUCUUUAAGGAGAAUGUGCACAGAAUGGGGGAUGGGAGGGGAGUGGUGGCUUAGAAAUGGUCACUGAUCCCAGCUACAAAAUGGGAUGCUGGCUGGUUAUCAGCCUUGCUCUCUAAAUCCCUGCCUUGCAACAAGUGGUGUUUUUGCUAGCAAAGGCUGUUUAGGUCUCCUGGUUUCUCUUCCACCUAGUCACCUUUUUUCCUUAUAUCCUCUCUCUCUUUUUGAAGUAGGAGGAUGCUCUUGAAAACACUUGGUUACACCAAGGAGCUAAGAUAAAACAAGCAGGAUGUAUGCCUGUACUGCUGUGGGGAGGCUGAAAAGUUUCAAUUGCCUUGGCUUUUUGAGCUGCUUGUGACUUGUCCUCCUGCUUUCUCAUCUCAGAGCUGACCUGCAGCACCAGUAUGGGCACAGGGCAGGCAUGGCCCCUAUAGCUGGCCGGAUGGCAGGGUGGGGCUGGCUGUGCUGCAGCAAGCAGCUUUUUGCUGCAGGAGCUGGAGGUGCCUGCAGGCAGAACCCUUCCCAUGUUAUACCCUAGGGCUGCUACAAUGUGCUUUUUGGGAACUUGUGCUUCACCUUGGGAUUCAUUGAUUAUCUUGUACGGUUUCCAUUAUUAACAUGGCAUCUCUUGGUAUUACUAACGAGGAGUAGAAAGUCUUCUGGAGAGGCAGAAAAGCAAAGCGUCGGGGAGCAGGUGGAGGUUUUCCAGGGUGGUGUGAGGAAGGGGACGAGUUGAUGAGUUGACUCCUGGUUGCCCUCUGUGCUGCCUCACCUGGCUGGCAGCUCCUGCUCCGUAACCUCUGGAGGGCAAAACACACUUAGUGGCCUCACAGUGAAACUUGGCAGCUGGAGCUGGGGAGGAGACGUGCCCUUGCUUUGCGCAAUGAUGCGCUGGAGGGAUCCUGUCCCUGUGCGUCAGCAUCAGCACCUCCCUGUGCUUGAAGGGCGUUUUGCUGACCCUGACAGCACCGCUGUCCUCCCCCUGUGCAAAUCUUGUGAUCGUGGCAUGGUCCUUUCACAUCCCUCCUGCACACGGGUGGUGUUGGCAAGCUGACAGGGAGGGGAAGUAUUCACCUUAAGACUGUAUCCUCUUGCUACAGCCGUGCAACCGGGUCUCAUGCAGGAGAUACUGCUCUUUUAGUGGGAGAAUGGUAGAUCUUGGGUGUGUUGUGGUCAGAUUCCUCUAGAUGUGUUGUGUGCUCCCAGGUUGCUGGCAAUGAUGAAGGAAGGGCUCCUUGCCCUGGAUAUGUCCCUCACUGGGGAAUGGGUGCCUGCUGCUUGGUGCAAGAGGUGCUUUGUCACCCAACCGGAUCAACUUCUGAGCUCCUUGGGCAUCCUGUGCUUCCCUAAAAGGCUUUCUUAGACAGCGAGAGAGGAAGAGGAAAAUACACUGGCGUACUGAACUGACCAUAGAACUCCUAUUUUGGAAGAGGGCAGGAGCUGUGUUCUGGCUGUGCUGGAGGAAGCGGGCUGGGAGCAGCGUGUCCCCGAUGCCGUCACCCACCCGGGGUGUGCCGCAGGGAGAGCGGCGCUGGCACUGCCUGAGCACUAUUUUGGGCUCGGCUGUAAUUGCAGGUUGCACCAAUAGGGCUGGGUUUGGGGAUAUUUAGAGAGCUGAGUGCUUUUAAUUCUGGCUGCCACUGGUCCUCUGCAAAUAUAGAUAGUUUCAUGCACGCCCUGCAUGAGUAACUUCAGCUUCUCCUCACCCUGGAGCUGCUGAACAUCUGUGCUGGCUGUGGGGCACGAUGCCUUUUCCUUCCCCAGCAAAGGGAAUGCUGGCAGCUAUUUGCCACCUAGGGAGCAUGACUGCCACCUGAAUGAGAAAAUGAAUUAAGUGGAGUGGGAAGCUGCCCCUGCAGUGUGGGGCUGCCACCUACAAACCUGCAGGUGCUGCUUUUCUGUUCCAGAACCACAGAUAUGCCAGAGACAAAGGGAGGCUUUCCUUUGCCAUCCUCUACUCCUGUGACAGCUCUGCCCUCCCUGCAACAAGGCUUGAUAGAGGAAAUUGUCAUCUAGUUUGGGAGCCAAGCUUUGGCAUGAUCUCUCCAAGACCUGUGUAGCCCCAAAGUCUCAGUGCAUCCUAACACAGCAUGAGUUCUGUGCACUGUACCUGCACGUAAAGCAAAAACAGAGAGGGAUUAAACUUCCUGAAACAAAGUUCUUCGAUUCUGAUGCAUGUUUGCGCCAGGUUCCAUCACUGCUGUGGGUGAGCUCCUUGCAACCAGCUCUGCCUCAACGCUGAACCCAGCUGCUGCAAAUGGGAGCAAUGCUGAGGCUGCUCUCCCAGAUCCCCACCUGACAUGCAGACAACCUGGUCCUGUUGGCCUGAAAAGCACUUUUGCACUCCAACUUCUGUCUUUUGCAGUUGCAGUUUUGGGCAUAAAAACGUCUAUUUUGGUUGUCAUUAUAUUUACCAUCCCGAGGAAGCUGGCAGGUUGUGGCUUUGGAGCUGGGGGUUUGUUUUGUGUGUGUGUGUGUAUGUGUGCUUUUUUAAAAGCCUCUUCUUGAAACCUCGCAGCUGGAAGCUAAAUUUUCAGGUAAUGCCCAAGAAUUGGGGCCAGGCAAUGACUCACUUUCCUGUCUGAUGUAAUUAAAGAAAGGAGGAAAAAAAAAAGAAAAGGGAGGGGGAGAAAAGAAAGGAAAACAGUGAGCCUAUUGGUCAGGUAUUUGUUAUAAUGGUCACAGGUUCUUCACAUUCUUUACUAAUACAAGUGUUCUACUUCUUGGUCCUCCCUAAAUCCAUGAGAUGGCUGUCACCAUGCAGAUCUCCAAAGAUGAGCUGGAGGAACUCAAGGAGGCCUUUGCCAAAGUUGACCUCAACAGCAAUGGAUUCAUCUGUGACUAUGAGCUGCACGAGCUCUUCAAGGAAGCCAACCUGCCUCUCCCUGGGUACAAAGUGAGAGAGAUCAUACAGAAGCUCAUGAUCGACAGUGACAAGAAUAAGGAUGGGAAGAUUAGUUUUGAAGAGUUUGUCUAUAUAUUCCAAGAGGUGAAAAGCAGCGACAUUGCUAAAACUUUCAGAAAAGCCAUCAACAGGAAGGAAGGCAUCUGUGCCAUUGGGGGCACCUCAGAGCUCUCCAGUGAGGGAACGCAGCACUCAUACUCAGAGGAAGAAAAGUAUGCCUUUGUAAACUGGAUAAACAAAGCCCUGGAAAAUGACCCUGACUGUAGGCACGUUAUUCCAAUGAACCCAAAUACAGACGACCUGUUCAAAGCGGUGGGAGAUGGGAUUGUGCUGUGCAAAAUGAUCAAUCUUUCUGUUCCGGAUACAAUUGAUGAAAGAGCAAUUAACAAGAAGAAACUCACACCGUUCAUAAUUCAGGAGAACUUGAACCUGGCGCUGAAUUCUGCAUCCGCCAUCGGGUGUCAUGUUGUCAAUAUUGGUGCGGAGGACUUGAGGGAAGGGAAACCCCACCUGGUUCUUGGGCUUCUCUGGCAGAUCAUUAAGAUCGGCUUGUUUGCCGACAUUGAGCUCAGCAGAAAUGAAGCACUGGCCGCCUUACUUCGUGAUGGUGAAAAUCUGGAGGACCUUAUGAAACUAUCCCCAGAAGAGCUGCUCCUAAGAUGGGCAAACUUCCACUUGGAAAAUGCAGGCUGGCACAAAAUCAAUAACUUCAGCACAGACAUCAAGCUUACAGAUUUUGGUAAUUCAGUAAAGGAUUCUAGAGCUUAUUUCCACCUUCUCAAUCAAAUUGCACCUAAAGGGCAGAAGGAAGGAGAGCCUCAGAUCGAUAUUAACAUGUCGGGUUUCAAUGAGAAGGACGACUUGCGCAGAGCAGAGUACAUGCUGCAGCAGGCAGACCGGCUCGGGUGCCGGCAGUUCGUCACGCCGGCUGAUGUGGUCAGUGGAAAUCCCAAACUGAACCUGGCCUUCGUUGCAAACCUCUUCAACAAGUACCCAGCUCUUACCAAGCCUGAAAACCAGGACAUCGACUGGACUCUGCUAGAAGGAGAGACCCGUGAGGAACGGACCUUCCGUAACUGGAUGAACUCCCUUGGUGUGAACCCCCAUGUAAAUCACCUCUAUGGUGAUCUUCAAGAUGCACUGGUAAUACUACAAUUAUAUGAAAAGAUCAAAGUUCCUGUUGACUGGAAUAAGGUUAACAAACCCCCGUACCCUAAGCUUGGAGCAAAUAUGAAAAAGCUAGAAAACUGUAACUACGCUGUUGACCUGGGAAAGCACCCAGCCAAAUUCUCCCUGGUUGGCAUUGGAGGACAGGAUCUGAAUGAUGGAAACCCAACGUUGACACUAGCCUUAGUCUGGCAGUUGAUGAGAAGGUACACACUGAACGUCCUUGAGGACCUGGGUGAUGGUCAGAAAGCCAACGACGACAUUAUAGUCAACUGGGUAAACCAGACCCUGAAAGAAGCUGGGAAGUCCACCUCCAUCCAGAAUUUCAAGGACAAGACUAUCAGCACAAGCUUGGCAGUUGUGGACUUAAUAGAUGCUAUACAGCCUGGCUGCAUCAACUAUGACCUUGUAAAGACUGGUCAUCUAUCGGAAGAUGACAAACAAAAUAAUGCUAAGUAUGCUGUAUCCAUGGCAAGAAGAAUUGGUGCCCGAGUCUAUGCUCUCCCAGAAGAUCUUGUAGAGGUGAAACCGAAGAUGGUCAUGACCGUGUUUGCCUGCUUGAUGGGCAGAGGGAUGAAGCGAGUAUAAAAGGGCUGAUCCGUGUAAGAAUUAAAACAAACAAACAACAAAACACAACAAAAACCCAACCUGCCACCCUGGGUGCAUGAGUAGCAGACCAGCUGUGUCCACGUUGAAAUGCUGUUGGCCUAGGAACUGCUGAAGUUCAAGGGAUGUUGUUUUGCUUUGCAAGACAAACGUAUCAAAAUUCUCAGGGAGAGGAGUCUUAACCAACAGAUGUGCUCUUUUCCCAAAGGAAAGUUGUGCUUAUCAAGAGCUCACAGAAAUGCAUUCAUAGCAGACCAGCAUCCUACAGUGCUGCUCUGGAGCUGUUUGGCCAUGUUAUUUCUCCAAUACUUGAUGUGCGUAGUUCUUGAUUUAUUAUUUUUUUUCCUCUUUUUUCCAUUUUUUUUCUUUUCCCCCUGAGGGCUAUAUAAGGUGGUUGGUAGGAAUUGUAAUGGGAAUGAAUUUUAUUUCUAUCUGCAAUCUGAUUUAAUUGCUGUCAUUUGGUCCAAGCACGUUUUAGGUUUGACCACUUCCUUAACUUGGCAAACAAAGCUACCAUACAAGUUGGGGCCUGCAGGGCAGCUCACAAUGCUAAGUGAGCGACGUGUGACUUGGAAGAUGGAUCUUCUGGUAUUCUCUCUACGUGGUGCUUUUUUAUACAUCUCACUAUUUUGAUUACUUUACAAAUAAAGCAUGGCAGUUUUUUCUCUUGCUGCUUUAAAAAAAAGGGUUGUUUUUUUUGGUAUUUUAAAGUUUCCUAUAUCUGAGAAUACCACCAUCCUUGAACUUCUCCCAGUAACACCUGAUAUCAUGUUGCUGAGGGCACAGCUGCACGUGAGAAUGGAAGUGAAUGCAUUUUUGUAUGCAUCUUGGUUCAGUUGUGUGUACCUAGAACAUAAUUUUUACAGAAAUCUGCAUGACAAAUAUAACUUUUUUAUUUAAAAUGCUGUUGGAUAUAAAACCAUACUACAUUGUGGGGAGGUUUUGUGCAGGGAAGAGGCAAAUAUUAUGAACAGCAGGGUUCAAUAAACUGAAGAGCAAAUGUGCUGGAAUAUAAAACUAUUUUUACAGAUGAAAGGAAGCAUUGUCGCCAAAGAAGGAAGAUGCUGUAUCCAUAGGAGUUAAUAUUAUCUUGCUUUGGCAAGCUGUUUGCUAUAUUUUGAGAUCAUAUUGCUAUUCUGAGCUAUUCAAAGUGAUGUAAUAUGGUGGCAAAGCAUUAGUUGAAAUAAAAAAUAAAAAACCAAAACCAUUCAAAUACA